UGUCGUUAUUGCGUCAGUGUCUCGUUUUUUCUCUCGGGUUUACUUUGUGUUAUCGAUGUGGAUAAGUUGUUUUUACCUCAUUAUAUAUAACCUCUUGAGUGGAACUCAAAUUGUUUGAGUAGAACAAACAAAGUUAGGGUUUAAGAAGAAGUCUGUAAAUACCUAAUCUCCAUCAAAUUUGGUACUUGUAGCCAUGAUGAUGAUUAUGAUGAAGAUGGGUUUGUGCUGUAGAUUCUUCGAUAUUUAUUUUAUCUCUUAGCUUUUGUUUCUCCUUCUCUUUGCCUUAAUCCAUUACAGUAUCAGAGUUUGGUGCUUAUGAGCUCUGUUUUUCCAGGACCAAGAUUUUUGUCCUUGUUGCAACAGAAUUCGAAAACCCUAAUUCAAGCUAAGCAAAUCCAUGCUCAAUUAGUCAUCAAUGGCUGCCAUGAUAAUUCUCUAUUUGGCAAACUCAUAGGCCAUUACUGUUCAAAGCCAUCAACCGAAAGCAGCUCAAAGCUUGCUCAUUUACUAGUGUUUCCUCGAUUUGGUCAUCCUGAUAAGUUUCUCUUCAACACAUUGCUUAAAUGUAGCAAACCAGAGGACUCGAUUCGGAUUUUUGCCAAUUAUGCAUCAAAAAGUUCGUUGCUUUAUCUCAAUGAGCGCACUUUUGUCUUCGUCCUUGGCGCUUGUGCUAGGUCAGCUUCGUCGUCGGCGUUACGGGUUGGUAGAAUUGUUCAUGGGAUGGUGAAAAAGCUUGGCUUUCUAUAUGAAUCUGAAUUGAUUGGAACCACUUUACUCCAUUUCUACGCUAAGAAUGGAGAUUUACGUUAUGCAAGGAAGGUGUUUGACGAAAUGCCUGAGAGAACCUCUGUUACAUGGAACGCAAUGAUAGGUGGAUAUUGUUCACAUAAGGAUAAAGGCAAUCACAAUGCGAGAAAGGCUAUGGUUUUGUUUAGGAGAUUCUCUUGCUGUGGUAGUGGAGUUAGACCUACUGAUACAACCAUGGUUUGUGUUCUUUCAGCCAUUUCUCAGACGGGUUUGCUCGAAAUUGGUUCUCUCGUUCAUGGUUACAUAGAAAAGCUCGGGUUCACACCCGAAGUUGAUGUCUUUAUCGGUACUGCACUUGUCGACAUGUACUCAAAAUGCGGCUGCUUGAACAACGCAUUCUCCGUGUUCGAGCUAAUGAAAGUGAAAAAUGUCUUUACAUGGACUUCAAUGGCAACGGGGCUAGCUCUCAACGGUAGAGGAAACGAAACACCGAAUCUUCUAAACCGAAUGGCGGAAUCUGGGAUCAAACCAAACGAAAUAACUUUCACUAGCUUGCUUUCGGCUUAUCGUCAUAUAGGUCUUGUUGAAGAAGGAAUCGAGCUGUUCAAGAGCAUGAAGACAAGAUUUGGUGUCACACCGGUUAUCGAACACUAUGGUUGCAUAGUAGAUCUUCUUGGUAAGGCAGGGCGGAUACAAGAGGCUUAUCAGUUUAUAUUAGCUAUGCCUAUAAAGCCUGACGCUAUCUUGUUAAGAAGCCUCUGCAAUGCCUGCAGCAUUUAUGGAGAGACUGUAAUGGGUGAAGAGAUCGGAAAGGCUCUUCUCGAGAUAGAACGAGAGGACGAGAAGCUUUCGGGUUCUGAGUGCGAAGAUUAUGUCGCUUUAUCGAAUGUGUUAGCUCAUAAAGGGAAAUGGGUAGAGGUAGAGAAGCUGAGGAAGGAGAUGAAAGAAAGAAGAAUCAAAACAAGACCUGGUUACAGUUUUGUUUAACAUAGCUUGUUACAGGUCUCGGUUCUGUUAAAAGCUCUGUUAUCCCCUGAAGACUCUCUUGUCUUCUUCUUCUUCUUUAAGCACAUGCAUUGGAUUCAUCACAUCAAGAUCUACACAUAGAUUAAAAAUAUUCAGAUCCCAAUCUUCUUAAUCUAUAUUAAGAACAAAGUCUUCUUACCGUGUAGAAUCUUGUCAAGUUCGAUGUCUCUUGAUCUCUUCUUGGAUUUGUGCUCUGUAUCACCACCAUUAACAGAUUGAUUAUUCUUCCUUGUACCUUGAGUUCCAACAAA
Messenger RNA from Arabidopsis thaliana (thale cress), 2024 nucleotides. RefSeq names its product mitochondrial editing factor 20 (gene MEF20). The coding region runs from base 316 to 1734 and encodes 472 amino acids. Gene Ontology annotation, biological process: RNA modification. Gene Ontology annotation, molecular function: RNA binding. The record is from RefSeq and is marked reviewed. The transcript is spliced from 2 exons. Lineage: Eukaryota; Viridiplantae; Streptophyta; Magnoliopsida; Brassicales; Brassicaceae.